GCAGUCUGCAUAUUGACCCGGUCUUCAUAUCGACCUACACAACGACAUAACGACACCUAGGCAGAUUUUCAUUCCACUAUCAUCGAAAGACAAUAUGACCAUGCGGACGAUACUCAGUGUCAUUCUCCUUUGUUUCCUCGCGGUCGGAAAUGAUGCAAAACCAAUGACUGUUCGACCGAUUAUUGGGGUACUAGCACAAGAGACAGGUGACAAGUAUACCUCAAAUAGCUACAUUAUUGCGUCAUACGUCAAAUGGGCAGAGGCAGCAGGAGCAAGAGUUGUCCCUAUCAAAAUAAAUGAGCCGGAUGACUAUUAUGAGACUAUAUUUCACAGAAUCAAUGGGUUGCUGCUCCCUGGGGGUUCCAUUGAUAUCAUAACGUCCUAUCAUGCCAAGGCUGCUAAGAAGCUGUACAACAUGGCGUUGAGGGCUAAUGAUGAUGGAGAUUACUUUCCUAUAUGGGGGACGUGUCAGGGCUUUCAACUCCUGUCCGCUUUGACUGCAGGCGAGAACCUUCUGGCUGAUAGACCGUACAAUGGUGUCUCAAGUUUAGACUUCUUAUCUGCUUUUCGGGAGAGUAGAUUAUUCCGGAACCUUCCCGAAAAUGUUUACAGCGCACUAGCUAAUGAAGAAACCACCUCCAAUCUCCAUAUGUAUGGAUUGACGCCAACGAACUUCAGUCGAAACAGUGCGUUGAAGAAUUUUUACCGUGAAAUGUCAAGAAAUUUAGAUGAAAACGGAAAUGUUUACAUAUCAUCAAUGGAAGCCAUAAACUACCCGUUUUAUGGAGUCCAGUUCCAUCCCGAGAAGAACGUCUAUAACUGGGACCUUCGCUUUGUCAACAACCAUGACGCCCACGCCAUACAAGUAGCGCAUUACUUCGCUGACUUCUUUAUUGCUGAGGCUCGACGGAGUAGUCAUUUCUUCCCUACGGUUGAUGAAGAAAUCAGCGCAAUCAUUAAUAACGAUCAGCCAGUGUAUUCGGAAGAUACGUCAUUUCAAGACACUUAUUACUAUAGAUUCAGAGGGUGGUGGCACAAGAGACAAGUGACACGGAUACCUCAAAUAGCUACAUUAUUGCGUCAUACGUCAAAUGGUCAGAGGCAGCAGGAGCCAGAGUUGUCCCCAUCAAGUGGGAUUAACGAGCGCGAUGAGUACUACGAGGAUAUCUUUAAGAGGAUUAAUGGUGUCCUUCUUCCCGGAGGCAGUGUAAAUGUCAUGACAUCAUACCAUGCCCAAGCCGCCAAGAAACUCUACAAAAUGGCACUGAAGGCUAACGACGAAGGUGAUCACUUCCCUAUCUGGGGCACCUGUCAGGGUCUCCAACUCCUAACAGCUUUGACAGCAGGAGAGAAUCUACUGGCGUACAGGCCCUACAAUGGACCUCUACCUAUAACUUUCAAACAUGACUUCCGGAACAGCAGAUUGUUCCAGAAUAUUCCCGACAACGUGCGCAGAGCACUAGCAAAUGAAAAUGUCACUUCCAAUCUCCAUGACUAUGGACUGACGCCGCAGAAUUUCAGUGAAAAUUGUUUGCUGAAUACGUUCUACUGUGUGAUGUCGACGAAUUUUGAUAGAAAUGGAAAAGAGUACAUAUCAUCAAUGGAAGCCGUAAACUACCCGUUUUAUGGAGUCCAGUUCCAUCCCGAGAAGAACGUCUAUAACUGGGACCUUCACUUUGUGAACAACCAUGACGCCCACGCCAUACAAGUUGCGCAUUAUUUCGCCGACUUCUUUCUUGCUGAGGCACGACAGAGUUAUCAUUCCUUCCCAACAGUCAACGAAGAGGUCAGAGCUCUCAUAGAUAACCAUCAACCAGUGUUUUCGGAGGAUGACACGUUUCAAGACAUUUAUUACUUUAAUUUUAGAACUUAG
This is a messenger RNA of Ylistrum balloti, 1873 nucleotides long. RefSeq names its product gamma-glutamyl hydrolase-like. Gene Ontology annotation, biological process: tetrahydrofolylpolyglutamate metabolic process. The transcript is spliced from 18 exons. Bases 95 to 1873 code for a protein of 592 amino acids. Lineage: Eukaryota; Metazoa; Mollusca; Bivalvia; Pectinida; Pectinidae. The record is from RefSeq and is a predicted model, not a curated record. Gene Ontology annotation, cellular component: vacuole. Gene Ontology annotation, molecular function: gamma-glutamyl-peptidase activity.